CGCGACCAGCCGCGUCGUACUCGCGAAGACGUGGAGGACUCCGACCGCGAGGACACUCCGGCCACCACGGCCUCAACCUCCUACAGCGUCGGUCGACUGUCGGCUAAGGAGAAGGACCCGCCGUAUUUCCACAACGAGAAAGACAAAGACACUGUCUCUUUCGACGUUUGGUACCGUCGUAUCCAGAACAAGUUGAAGCUGAACGCCGACCAUUUCACAGACGACGAGUCCAAGAAGAUGUACAUCGAGAACCGUACAGCCGGCAAGGCCGCCCAGGACUUGGAGCCAUACUUGGGAGAUGGCCCCCACUGCCUCAAGAACUCCCAGCAACUGUUGGACCACCUCAAGAACGAGUAUUAUGACCACAACCGCAAGGAGAAGGCUAUCCUCGAGUUCAAUGAGUUGAAGUUUAAGAUGAACGAGGACUUCCAGGAAUUUAGGAACGCCUUCGUACGACUAGCCGGCGAGUGUAACCGCCCAGCAGAAACCUGGAAGCAGGAGUUCAACUGGAAGCUCCCGACCGACAUCCAGAACGCCCUCCUCUUCGGAUACGGUGAGGAUACUGUCGACUUUACGGCUUUUGUGCGUAUGGCCAAGAAGUGUGUGGAGAACAGUCAGCGCCUGUGGAAGUCCAAGCACAAGGAUAACAAGGGUAAGGACAAAGAUAAAGGCAAGGAUAAUAAGAAUACUUCUAGCAAGGCUAGGGGUUCGUCAUCUUCGUCUUCAUCCGCAGCCAAGGGCUCGGGAUCUCAACGCCCCCCUAACAUGUCGAAGGAGGAGGCGCGC
Messenger RNA from Neurospora tetrasperma FGSC 2508, 786 nucleotides. RefSeq lists its product as uncharacterized. The record is from RefSeq and is a predicted model, not a curated record. The annotation marks the transcript as partial. Lineage: Eukaryota; Fungi; Ascomycota; Sordariomycetes; Sordariales; Sordariaceae. The transcript has a single exon.